This is a messenger RNA of Oryzias melastigma (Indian medaka), 3011 nucleotides long. RefSeq lists its product as uncharacterized. The transcript has 3 exons. Lineage: Eukaryota; Metazoa; Chordata; Actinopteri; Beloniformes; Adrianichthyidae. The annotation marks the transcript as partial. The record is from RefSeq and is a predicted model, not a curated record.
CCCUUUAAUGCAAUAAUAUUUCUACAAGCAAUGUUGUACCCAUAUCAAACUCUGUUAUUGCUGCUAUUGCCACAACAUGUACAUUUCCAAGAUUAAAAUGUUUACUUAUUUUUCUAGGCUAUUUCCUUAGAACUGGUGGUGUCCCGUGUGUGCCCUUGGCCCGCCUGACAGUGCCUUCCUGGUGUCCAACAUCCUAGUGACCCUGUUCACAAAUACACAGAUACAGAGGAUCAUUAUAAAACCAGGAUCCUUUAACACCUUCUUCCCUGGAGGAAAAUCCAAACCAGUCUUCUAUACCACAACAUAGGUAAGUAUAACAGUUAUUAUGCCUCGCAAAGGUAAGCGUUCUCAGGCUGCAAAAACAAGAUGGCUAAAAGUUUCCUUACCAGACUUUGAAAAUGUUAACCAUGGUGGUAUCAACAACUCAGGAAGUAACAUAAAUAACUGUGAGUUAUUGCACACAUCUGUACAUGACAUUGAAGAGCAAUGUCACCUCAACCCUGGUGAUUGUGUGCAAGCUUCACACUCUCAAAAUUAUGAAAAGUAUCAUACAUUCUCUAGAAACAAACAGUGUACUUGUAACUCAUUGGUGUUUCUUUCUUUUCUGAAUGAAAACGAAAACAUAACAAUAGCAGAUCUUGACAAUGUUCUAGAUAAGGGGGAUUCCAUUUAUUGUGAGCAAAGGAAAAUAUUUCCAAACAACCCUUUCUUGGCUUUUGAUGAGCUUCCAGACAUUGUUACUGCACGUGCCAAUGCAUACAAUGUGAACAAAGAACUAGAGUCAAGGUUUGGUUCUUUCAAAGAUCCCGCUCCUGAAGCUGCUAAGAACUAUCUAGAUUUGACAGCAGGCUUAAGCUGCUUGUUAUCUGACGUUCAGUAUGCAUUGUUGAUAAUGUCUAAUCUAUGCAUAGCUGUUUUCAGAACUUCUUGUGGCAAAUAUGGAUUUUUUGAUCCUCAUGCCCGAACAAGUACUGGUAUGCCUGUACUUCCAGGAGCAAAUAUUUGUGGAACUGCAGUAAUGCUGACAUUUGCAAACCUACAAGACAUGAUUGAGACACUGGAUAAGUGCUUUGAAACACUCGGUGUUCCAUCAUCUGAAAGUUACCAAUUACAGCCUGUUGAAUUUCACCCUCUAAAUGCUACCAGUGAACCAAAUUCUAAACUUGGCUUUCUAAACUGCAAUAAUGAAGAUGUAUCACCAUUAUGUGGCGAUGAAAAUACUGAGUACAGUGAUGGUGAAGAACUUGUACAAACCACAAAAAAACAAAAAACAAAAAUGUGUUCUAACAUGGAGUCACAACCAACAUUUAAUGAAGAUAAAUCAAGUGUUUCUGAUAUAGAGGCACUAAUACCGAUACUCAUCAGUUGCUUGCCUUCAAAUAAUGAUAAUAGCGUAAAUGGUAUUACUGAAAAGGAGCGUAACAGAAAUAACAGACCAAGUAAUGGCUUCAAUGAAGUCCAUACAUCUCCAGAUAACAUUAAGCUCCACAUGUUAAAACUGAACAAAAACAGGAGGCAAAAGUUUUUGAGAUUGAAACGACAAUGUCAAAAAAAGGAAAAUUGUAAAGAAAAACCUAUCUCCAGUGAAAAUCUUGCAACCAAAAAACGUCUGUAUUCACAGUAUUUGUACCAGACGGAUCCAACUGUACGUCAGAAAAAAAGAAAUGUCAUUGCUCAUUUAUAUCAAAGUGUGGCAGAGUUUAGAGAAAAACAGAAACGAUUUGCAUUGAAACGCUACCACAGCAAAGCAGAUGUAAGACUCAAACAGAAACAAUUCAUUAAGGACAACUAUAAAAAUAACCCCAAUUUCAGAAAUAAACAGAAACAGUUUAUAAGAGAACAUUAUAAGAACAAUCCAGAUUUUAGGCAAAGACAGAAAACAGUCAUGACUGCACGUUACCAAAGCAGCCCAGACAUAAGGCAGAAGCAAAGAAGUGUAAUGACUAGACGUUAUCGAACAAGUCCAGAGUUUCGUCAGAAGCAGAAAAGUCGAAUGACCAUACAUUAUCAGACAAGUCCAGAGUAUCACCAGAAGCACAAAAGUAUAAUGGCCACACGUUAUCGGACAAGUCCAGAGAUCUGCCAGAAGCAGAGACGACGCAUUACUGAACAUUAUCAAACUUGUGAAGAAUUCCAACAAAAACAAAAACAAUUUGCAAAAAAACGUUACUUACAAAGUGCUGAUGUAAGACAGAAACAAAGAAUGUAUAUAUUAAACCGGUACAAAAACAACAUUGGAUUUUGUAAGAAACAAAAAUCGUAUAUGACUAAACGUUAUGCUGAAGAUAAAGAAUUUCAAAAUAAACACAAAGAGUUAAUGAAAAAAGUCAUGUUAAACAAAUACAGAAACAGCAGAGCAUUUCAAAUCAAACACAAAUGUGCAUUGCAAAUAAAGAAAAAAUACAAAUACAUCUUUGUAAAACCAGCUCAUGUCAGUGAAAAUGGGUCAACGUCGCAAACAACCGAGAAUCAAAGACUGAUAAAAUUAGCCAUUACUGCAUUUAAAGCAAAUGUAAAGAGUGGUCCAACGUUUAUUUGUACAGUUUGCCAUAAAGCUUCGUUUCCAAACCAAGUCAAGUCUUGCAACAGGUCAAAAUACACAAAAAAUGUGCAUGUGCAAGAGCACGGACUUUCAGAGUACCUCAAAACUGUCAUUGAGAACUCCAGCUCCAAUAGCACAAACCAGGCUGACGACAUGAAAGAAGUAAUGCAGGCUUACUCCAAAAAACGAGAGAUUAGCGCUCAGGAAUGCGUCACUCGUCUGUGUGGACUUCACAUGAAAAAGUCCUCCAGAGGAAUCGUCUUCGUUCCAACAGAUGACAACGCCGUGAAAAUGAGUCGCCCAAUUUCACAAUUGGAAGACAUGACGUCUGAAAGUGAAGAAGUCUGGAUGAGGUCUCUGGCAGACAAAUACAAGUGCAGACCGGAAACUACGGAGUUUGAGAACAUGUGUAUGGCUGACUUUGCUGCCACAUGCAGAUUAGUUUACGGACAAGAAAGAAAAGCCAAAG